CCUGUCACGAUUGCUGCGCCACCUGGCGUCGGGCACUCCCACCAGGUUUGUUUUGGGCUGACGGCAACACGGGGCGUUGACGGCUGAAGUAGACGUAAAAGCAUCACGAUGAGACUAGAAACUUUCUGGACGCCCUUUAUUUGGGCGCACAAUAUUCGAACUGGAUGCAAAUGGGUCGCAGGAUACACAAUGGCUUCAUGUGUGGUCCUUAUUACAUUUACGUGCCAUAUGUUGAACGGCGGUGAAUCUUCCCAGCUGUACUCACCGCUCUUUGAAACUGACGUGCGCUAUUCUAUGAAGACUUUUGGUGGUAUUUUCAUCACCUACUUCCUCCUCCUGAUCAUCUUCUCCAUACUUCUGUUGGUCGGACUGCACAGAGGCACGCGUGGUUUCAUGCUUCCAUGGAUGUCAUUCUUCGGCCUGGGCAUAUUAUUCCAGUGUGUCUUUGGACUGUGGCUGAUUGGUGGAUACUAUAUUUAUUUGGACUGUGUGAUGUAUGCAUUCAUAAUCUGGAUAUGGAUGGGUUAUAACAUCUAUUGCUGGUUGUGUGUACACUCCCAGUAUAUGGUAAUAGCAGAAAUGCAAUCACCAAAUAUUAUUCUGUUGUAUCCGUGAUGGUUCUCCUGUGAACCACAUUCUUUAGAAUAAGAAUUGCUUUGGAAGGUAGAGUAGAUCUGUCUUACAAACUGAUCUCUUAGCCAAAUUUUUUCCUUUUUUUGAACAAUGUCUAUUUAUGAACUGACUGAAUCUUAUUUUAUGACAGCUCUAUUCAUAUCAAAGUUACAGAUGUUUUUCUGUAGUUCUAAGAAUGUUUUGAUUCAAUUGAGCUGAUUCAUUAACAUUGAUGCAAGAUCAAUCAAUUAUGCACUGCACAAAUUUGUCUGCCUUUUAUUCCGUCCAUUUUAUAAAUAUGUUAGUCUUUUUAUUCGGUCUAUUUUUUAUAAUAAUUUUAUUCUAUAGUUUUCUAGGGAACAUUGACAAUUUGCCGUAUUUAUUUGACAAAUGUCACCAUAGACAGUUUCCUUGUUUUUAUUAUUAUAGAUAAGGGAAAUUUCCUCUUUUCCCUGCUUAUAUGUAGACUUUUGUACAAGAUAUUUUGUUAAAUGUGGAUAAAGUGAACUCCACAAGUUGUUCGAUGACAAAAAUGUACUUUAAUGUGAUGCUUGUUGAUAUCAAAGUAUUAAUGCUGUUGAGCUGCCAGCAAUACAUUAAGUAUCAGACAUGAUUGUUACUUUGUUUUCAUGCAAACUAUACUAGAAUAUCAAUUACAACGCUCAUGAGCUGUGUGACAUCUCAUACACCUUAACCACAGCCUUAACUCAGACUGUUUUUGGCACAUAAAUAAAUUACUUUCUAUUUCUUAUUUUUUCA
This is a messenger RNA of Thrips palmi, 1371 nucleotides long. RefSeq lists its product as uncharacterized. The transcript has 6 exons. Bases 109 to 615 code for a protein of 168 amino acids. Lineage: Eukaryota; Metazoa; Arthropoda; Insecta; Thysanoptera; Thripidae. The record is from RefSeq and is a predicted model, not a curated record.